AUGUUUGACUGAAGGUCCAGAUCUUGUCUUUCUUUCUCUCUCCCCUUUCCUUUGCUCUAAUUUGAUUUGAUUAUAUAAUAAUAAUAAUAAUAAUAAUAAUAAUAAUAAUAAUAAUAAUAAUAAUAAAUCAAAAUGUGUUUUGAUUCAUAGCUGGGGUUGACUGAGAAUCAAUAAAGAUUGAGAGAGAGGAUUUGGGUUGAAAUGGAUUGGGACAAGCAUCAAGCGGCGCAGCUGCCGGCUCAUCCGCAGGCGGCGGAGGAAUUGGGCGGAGGAAUGUUUGUGAAAGUGAUGACGGACGAGCAAAUGGAAGUCCUCCGCAAGCAAAUCGCCGUCUACGCCACCAUUUGCGAGCAGCUCGUUGAUUUGCACAAAUCAAUCACUUCCCAACACGAUCUUUCUGGGGCUAGGAUGGGGAAUUUCUAUUGUGACCCGUUAGUGACAUCGGGUUGCCACAAAAUCACUGGUAGACAGCGGUGGACCCCAACACCUGUGCAGCUUCAGAUUCUUGAGCAGAUAUUUGAUCAAGGCAAUGGAACUCCAAGCAAACAGAAGAUCAAAGAGAUAACAUCUGAACUGUCCCAACAUGGGCAAAUUUCUGAAACAAAUGUUUACAAUUGGUUUCAAAACAGACGUGCUCGAUCAAAAAGAAAACAACAGGUCACAGCAACAAACAACGGUGAAUCAGAAGUGGAAACCGAGGUCGAGUCACCCAAUGAUAAUAAGAAGACUAAACCGGAUGAUUUACCCUCCUCUCACAUUGCUAUUUCUAGGGCUGAAGAUGACUGCUACCAAACACUUGUUGUCAGCUCCGGGAUGCUUUCCAUUGAUUCAAGAUACACUAAAGCUGAACCUACAUUUCCCUCGCAGAGCGCUUCAAAGCCUUCUGGCAAUUUUGGCCACAUGUCCUAUGGUUUAUCAAAUCCUAGAAUGGAGCAGAUAAUGGGAAAGAUUGAAGUGCCAGGGGGCUAUAAUCCUUAUCUUAACCCAGAAGAUUAUAAUUUGAUGGGCUGAAGCUACAAAGAUACUCCGUAUUAUUACUUUACAAAGAGUUGAGCAAACCUCUGAUGAUGAUGAUGAUUGGGAAGUCACCUUGGCGUCUCAUGCAUUUUCCUAUGCUUCUGUCAUUUUAUUAUCAACUCAGCAGGGAUGAAAUUAAAGACUUUCAUGCAUGGAUAUGAACAUUUAUAAAUUACUUAUAAUUUC
Molecule: messenger RNA, 1203 nt
Organism: Cuscuta campestris
Lineage: Eukaryota; Viridiplantae; Streptophyta; Magnoliopsida; Solanales; Convolvulaceae
Source: the annotation of a GenBank genome assembly